AUGCCCAGUGGAUGUUCGGUGGUUGGUUGCAGACUUGGGGACCGCCCCAAGGAUGCACUUUAUCACCGAUUUCCAAAGGAGGAGGGAAUAAGAGAAGAGUGGGUAAUUUUCUCUGGAAAGAAAAAGGUAAACUUUAAAUUUGAGAGAAUUUGCAGUGUCCAUUUUAAGGAAACAGACUACGAAAGAAGGCUAAAAUAUGAAAUACUAGGUUUGCCAGUUCCUCGACAUAGGAGAAACCUGAAGAAGGAUGCUAUACCAUCGAAAAAUAAGCCAAAAGUAAAAGAUGAACCAAAUCCUGUCAACAUUGUUGAAGAUCUUGUUCGAAAUUAUCUGUUUAGGUCCAGAUAUAGCUUAAGAGGAGCCAUAGAAAAUACUUUUCUAAAUGAAUGA
Molecule: messenger RNA, 390 nt
Organism: Penaeus vannamei (Pacific white shrimp)
Lineage: Eukaryota; Metazoa; Arthropoda; Malacostraca; Decapoda; Penaeidae
Source: RefSeq, a predicted model, not a curated record